Molecule: messenger RNA, 1062 nt
Organism: Acanthosepion pharaonis
Lineage: Eukaryota; Metazoa; Mollusca; Cephalopoda; Sepiida; Sepiidae
Source: the annotation of a GenBank genome assembly
AUGCUUUCAUCUCUCUCUCUCUCUCUCUCUCUCUCUCUCUCUCUUCUCUCAUUCUCUCAUUCUUUCUCUCUCACUCACACGCAUACUCACAUAUACCACUUUUUCAAAUUCUUACUUGCCACUUUCUCUCCAAUCUCUCUCACACCCAUAUUCCUUCUUAAUUUUUUUUAUCUUUUCUCUCCGUCUCAUUUUUGCUCAAUUCUCUCACGCUUUCAUACGACUUUUUAUUUCUCUUGUAUAUUUCACAUCUCCACUUCAAUUUUACCCUCUCUCUCUCUCUUUCUCUCUCUCUGCCCUCACCCUCUCUUUUUAAACCUAUACCUCCCCCCUCUCUCUUUCAAUUUUUCUCGUCUUUCCUUCCUUUUACCACAUUCUCUAAUACUCUCUCAUCACUCUCGCCUCCUCUCUGAUAUAUAUCCCUUCUCACGCACCUUUCCCACUUUCACUCAACCCCCUCGAGUCCAUACGUCACAUUCAAUUUCUCUUAUCUCUUUUAGUUCUCUAUGGCUACUCUCUCUCCUCCCUCACUCUCCCACUCUCUCUUUAGGCACAAUCUCCCUCUCUCUCUCUCUCUCUCCUUUUCAACCUCUAUAUCCCCCCUCUCUCUCUCUCUCUCUCUCUCUCUUCUUUUCUCUUUCUUUCCUCUUUUCAUCCCUUUUGCUAUCUCAACGUCCAUAUCCCUGUUUCCGGUCGUCUCUCUUCCAAAGCCUUCCCCACUUCCCCCCCACCCCUAAUGAUCACUGCAUCUGUAGCUGCCCGAUACUAUCUAUCUAUCUAUCUAUCUAUCUAUCUAUCUAUCUAUCUCUGUUCAUUCAUAUCUGUCUAUCUGAUCCAUUCAUAUAUUGUCUCUGUGAGUCUAUUCAUCUAUCUAUCUAUCUAUCUAUCUAUCUAUCUAUCUCAGUCCAUUCAUAUAUUGUCUCUGUGAGUCUAUUCAUAUCUAUCUAUCUAUCUAUCUAUCUAUCUAUCUAUCUAUCUAUCUCAGUCCAUUCAUAUAUUGUCUCUGUGAGUCUAUUCAUAUCUAUCUAUCUAUCUCAGUCCAUUCAUUCUAUCUAUCAAUUUUAG